CCCAGCGCUGGAGGACACGGUGGAGGAGCGCGUCAUCAGCGAGGAGUAAAAGAUCUGGAAGAAGAACACGCCCUUCUUGUACGACCUGGUGAUGACGCACGCCCUGGAGUGGCCCAGCCUCACCGUCCAGUGGUUGCCUGACGUGACCAGGCCAGAAGGAAAGGAUUAUGCUCUACACUGGCUGGUUUUGGGAACACACACCUCUGAUGAACAGAACCACCUGGUUGUUGCAAGAGUCCAGAUUCCCAAUGAUGAUCAAUUUGAUGCUUCUCAGUAUGACAGUGAAAAAGGAGAGUUUGGUGGCUUUGGAUCUGUGACUGGCAAAAUUGAAACUGAGAUUAAGAUUAACCAUGAAGGCGAAGUGAAUCGUGCUCGUUACAUGCCUCAGAAUCCCUCCAUCAUUGCUACAAAAACACCAUCUGCUGAUGUGUUGGUAUUUGACUACACUAAACAUCCUUCUAAACCAGAUGCGGGUGGAGAGUGCAAUCCUGACCUUAGAUUAAGAGGGCACCAAAAAGAAGGAUAUGGCUUAUCAUGGAACUCCAAUUUGAGUGGACAUCUUCUCAGUGCAUCAGAUGAUCAUACUGUCUGUUUAUGGGAUAUAAGUGCAGGACCAAAAGAAGGCAAAAUUAUUGAUGCGAAAGCAAUCUUUACUGGACACUCUGCAGUUGUAGAAGAUGUAGCAUGGCAUCUCCUCCAUGAAUCUCUGUUUGGAUCUGUGGCUGAUGAUCAGAAGCUGAUGAUUUGGGACACAAGAUCUAAUACUACAUCCAAGCCAAGUCACUGUGUAGAUGCCCACACAGCUGAGGUCAACUGUCUAUCCUUCAAUCCUUACAGCGAGUUUAUUCUAGCAACUGGUUCUGCUGACAAGACCGUGGCUCUGUGGGAUCUUCGAAACUUAAAAUUGAAACUUCAUUCUUUUGAGUCUCAUAAGGAUGAAAUUUUUCAGGUUCACUGGUCCCCUCAUAACGAAACAAUUCUUGCUUCAAGUGGUACUGAUCGUCGGCUUAAUGUAUGGGAUCUAAGUAAAAUUGGAGAAGAGCAAUCUGCAGAGGAUGCAGAAGAUGGGCCUCCUGAACUCUUGUUUAUUCAUGGAGGACACACUGCCAAAAUUUCAGACUUCAGUUGGAAUCCUAAUGAGCCUUGGGUAAUCUGUUCUGUAUCAGAGGACAACAUAAUGCAAAUAUGGCAAAUGGCGGAAAACAUUUAUAAUGAUGAAGAACCAGAUAUAGCAGCAGCGGAACUGGAAGGUCAAGGAACAUAACUUUUCUUCCUGAAGGAAAUACUGGGUGUGGCAUAGUAAUAUAAUUUGACUACUAUAUACAUUAAGAAUAUUCUUGUUUGAAUGUAAUGCUUUUACCCAAUGCUUGAUUUUUAUCAGGCACAAAAAGCUUAUAUAGUCAAGUUGUAAUGGGAUCUCCUUGGUUACUUGGGCACUCUGAGCUAUUGUAUACUGUACAGCAUUUAGCUUUUAGGGAAGAUGAGAAUGACUGAAUACCUAUGUCUAUAUUUUUAAACAGACUUAGUAGGUUCCUGUAAAUAAGACAGUUAAAUCCUCACUCUUCCCACAAUGAAAUUGCAAAUAAAAAGUUUUUAUCACUAUGUAAAAAGAGCUUUUCACUUUUACACAAUACUUUCUGAUUGGCUUUGCAUAAAUAAAAUUUAUUAAAUA
Messenger RNA from Struthio camelus australis, 1672 nucleotides. The record is from RefSeq and is a predicted model, not a curated record. NCBI's taxonomy places the organism in Eukaryota, Metazoa, Chordata, Aves, Struthioniformes, Struthionidae.